Oryza sativa Japonica Group (Japanese rice) is the source of this 2221-nucleotide messenger RNA. Its product is annotated as sulfite exporter TauE/SafE family protein 4. Gene Ontology annotation, biological process: protein ubiquitination. Gene Ontology annotation, cellular component: membrane; Cul4A-RING E3 ubiquitin ligase complex. NCBI's taxonomy places the organism in Eukaryota, Viridiplantae, Streptophyta, Magnoliopsida, Poales, Poaceae. The record is from RefSeq and is a predicted model, not a curated record.
GGAGGGAGGAAGGCGAUUCCGAAUCGAAUACGCCUUUCCCUCCCUCUUCUUCCUCCCCUCCCCUCCCCCGCCGCGCCGAUCUCAUCCGCAUCGCAUCUCCCACGAUUCCUCUCCCCUUCCUUUUUCCCUCCUCCCUGCCUAUAUAAACCGCGACGCGGACGCGGACGCGGGCGCACGCCAUUUCCCCCCUCACCCUCUCGCUCCCGCUCCUCUCCUCUCCUCUUCGUCCUCGCAUUUUCCGCCGCCGCCGCCGCGGCGCUGGUGUGGUUGAGUGUUUUUUUUUUUUUGGGUUUUUUGUUUGUUUGGGUUGGAUUGGAUAUGGCGGCGGCCGCGGACUUGUACGGGCGCCUCAACAGGAGCAGCACGCGGGGGUUCCUCGCAUACGUGGCGGCGGGGGCGGCGUGCGCCGCGGUGCUCGCCUGCUUCGUCAUCCCCGCCGCCGAGCCGCGCGCCGGUGACGCCAAUGGCGGCCUCCGCCUCUCCUCGCGGUCGGCGCGCGUCUGGCCGGACCUCGCGUUCAACUGGCGGGUGGUGGUGGCCACCGUCGUCGGGUUCCUCGGCUCGGCGUUCGGCACCGUCGGCGGCGUCGGCGGCGGCGGGAUAUUCGUGCCCAUGCUCAACCUCCUCGUCGGCUUCGACACCAAGUCCGCCGCCGCGCUCUCCAAGUGCAUGAUCAUGGGGGCGUCGGCGUCGUCGGUUUGGUACAACCUGCAGGUGUCGCAUCCGACCAAGGAGGCGCCGGUCAUCGACUACAAGCUCGCGCUGCUCUUCCAGCCCAUGCUCAUGCUCGGGAUCACAAUCGGAGUCGAGCUCAGCGUCAUCUUCCCCUACUGGCUCAUCACCGUCCUCAUCAUAAUCCUCUUCAUAGGGACUUCCUCGCGGUCAUUUUACAAGGGAAUUCUCAUGUGGAAGGAUGAGACGAGGAUCCAGAUGGAGACGCGGGAGCGAGAAGAGGAAUCGAAGUCGUCCUGUGCCGCAAGGGAUGUGGUUAUUGACCCGAGUUGUGAAGAGCCCCUCCUAUGCCAGCCUCAGCCCAAGGAGAAAUCUGCUCUGGAGACUUUCUUGUUCAAUUUGAGGUGGAAGAAUAUCCUAGUUCUCAUGACUGUAUGGUCGUCUUUCUUGGUGCUGCAAAUCUUCAAGAAUAACUCACAAUCAUGCAGCACUUUCUACUGGGUGAUCAACAUUCUUCAGGUCCCGGUUGCGUUAAGUGUAUUCCUGUGGGAGGGCGUACAGCUGUGCAGAGAGAGCCGUGCUCGACGCAUGGAUGGGAACUGGGAGUGUGUCUGUGAGGCCUCUAUUGAGUGGUCACCUGCACAGCUCAUCUUCUGUGCCUUCUGUGGUUUGCUUGGUGGUACUGUUGGUGGCCUUCUUGGAUCCGGGGGUGGGUUCAUCCUUGGUCCACUUCUCCUUGAGCUUGGGUGCAUCCCUCAGGUUGCAAGUGCAACAGCAACAUUCGUGAUGAUGUUCUCCUCAUCCCUAUCCGUAGUGGAGUUCUACUUCCUGAACAGAUUCCCAAUCCCUUUUGCUGUCUACUUGAUCUGCAUUUCCAUAUUGGCUGGAUUCUGGGGCCAGUCCUUGGUCCGGAAACUCGUGCACGUGCUCAAGCGAGCAUCUCUGAUUGUCUUCAUCCUAUCCUCUGUCAUCUUCGCGAGUGCUCUUACAAUGGGUGUUGUUGGAACCCAGAAGAGCAUCAGCAUGAUCAACAACCAUGAGUACAUGGGGUUCCUCGACUUCUGCGAGAAGUGAAGAACCCAUCAGACUGUCCAUACUCUCUGGGGGAAAUCCAGGUCAACACCUAAUUGACCUCACCUCCCCCAAAUUUAAACGAGAAAAGAAAUAAGGUCGUGAAGUGCACAUAUGCACCGCGUUAGCGCCUCGCUAACCUGCAAGCGCACGUCCGACAAAGUAUCGUAGUGUAUUCCAGUUUUCAUGGCAUAUGCAUGUGUUAGCUCCUGGCUAACCUGCAAACCCUAUCUCUUGGUCUUGUAAGAGUCUUCUGGUCUUUUUGUCAUGCAUGCGUUAGCUCCUGGCUAACCUGCAAUUUAGUUUCUCUAGGGAGAAAUCGCAGCUAUGCCCAUUCAUUCUUGUGCUUGCUCCUGGCUAAGCUAGCCUGCAAAUGGUUAUUGUAUGGAACAGUGUAAAUAUGCCAGCCCAUUCCUUCUGUCAAUAUACAAUUGUUGCAUUUUUUAGGUACUGUCAGAAUUUGUGAUUGUGAUUGCAA